UGAGUUGGCAACUAGAGUAGUAGGAUGUCUGGUCGUGGCAAGGGCGGUAAGGGCCUCGGGAAAGGAGGUGCCAAGCGGCAUCGUAAGGUGCUACGUGAUAAUAUCCAGGGCAUCACUAAACCCGCCAUCCGCCGCCUGGCUCGGCGUGGGGGUGUCAAACGUAUCUCCGGGCUGAUCUACGAGGAGACCCGCGGGGUGCUCAAGGUUUUCCUGGAGAACGUCAUCCGGGACGCCGUCACCUACACGGAGCACGCCAAGAGGAAGACCGUCACUGCCAUGGAUGUGGUCUAUGCCCUCAAACGCCAGGGUCGUACCCUCUAUGGCUUUGGCGGCUACAAAAUCGGAGAGCUGAUACUGAAAAACGUGUACAUUGACGCACAGCGAGCAAAAGCCUUUGGGUUCGUUGAGCGAGAAGUCUCACUGGCAGUCUACUUGGAGCUGGUGUACUUGGUGACGGCCUUGGUGCCCUCGGACACGGCGUGCUUGGCCAGCUCCCCCGGCAGCAGCAGGCGCACGGCCGUCUGGAUCUCCCGGGACGUGAUGGGAGGAAAGACUCGGGCCAAAGCCAAGUCCCGCUCGUCCCGGGCCGGUCUGCAGUUCCCGGUGGGCCGCGUCCACCGGCUGCUGCGCAAGGGCAACUACGCGGAGCGGGUGGGGGCGGGCGCGCCCGUCUACCUGGCCGCCGUGCUCGAGUACCUGACGGCCGAGAUCCUGGAGCUGGCGGGCAACGCGGCCCGCGACAACAAGAAGACCCGCAUCAUCCCGCGGCACCUGCAGCUGGCCAUCCGCAACGACGAGGAGCUCAACAAGCUGCUGGGCAAGGUCACCAUCGCCCAGGGCGGCGUCCUGCCCAACAUCCAGGCCGUGCUGCUCCCCAAGAAGACCGAGAGCCACCACAAGGCCAAGGUUCUUGUUGCAAAGCAGUUGUGCAGGAUGGCUCGUACGAAGCAGACGGCCCGCAAGUCCACCGGCGGCAAGGCGCCCCGCAAGCAGCUGGCCACCAAGGCGGCCCGCAAGAGCGCCCCGGCCACCGGCGGCGUGAAGAAGCCUCACCGCUACCGGCCCGGCACCGUGGCGCUGCGGGAGAUCCGCCGCUACCAGAAGUCCACCGAGCUGCUGAUCCGCAAGCUGCCCUUCCAGCGGCUGGUGCGGGAGAUCGCCCAGGACUUCAAGACGGACCUGCGCUUCCAGAGCUCGGCCGUCAUGGCCCUGCAGGAGGCCAGCGAGGCCUACCUGGUGGGGCUCUUCGAGGACACCAACCUAAUGAUAAUUGUGGUCAUGUCUGGUCGCGGAAAGGGUGGUAAAGGCCUGGGGAAAGGAGGUGCUAAAAGGCACAGGAAGGUUCUGCGAGAUAACAUCCAGGGCAUCACCAAGCCCGCCAUCCGCCGCUUGGCUCGUCGUGGAGGAGUUAAGCGCAUCUCCGGGCUGAUCUACGAGGAGACCCGCGGGGUGCUCAAGGUUUUCCUGGAGAACGUCAUCCGGGACGCCGUCACCUAUACGGAGCACGCCAAGAGGAAAACCGUCACCGCCAUGGAUGUGGUCUAUGCCCUGAAGCGCCAGGGUCGUACUCUUUACGGCUUUGGAGGCUAG
Molecule: messenger RNA, 1590 nt
Organism: Ornithorhynchus anatinus (platypus)
Lineage: Eukaryota; Metazoa; Chordata; Mammalia; Monotremata; Ornithorhynchidae
Exons: 7
Coding region: 25-1590 (521 amino acids)
Biological process (GO): nucleosome assembly
Cellular component (GO): nucleosome
Molecular function (GO): DNA binding; structural constituent of chromatin; protein heterodimerization activity
Source: RefSeq, a predicted model, not a curated record